CUCCGAUCUUGUCCGAACAACAACCAUCUCCCAUCUCACACAGGUCUGCUCCACUCUUCUUCCUCUAUCAUUUCCAAUGGCAACAGAAACCGUAUCCGAGACAGAGUCAACACAGUUCGAGAAGAAUCGAAAACGGUACCAAGACGUGAUCUCCACGCUAUCUCACGUGAAAGGGUGGAGGCCGAAAGAUCCCCUGAUUGGGUACGGGGGUUAUUGGUGGAUACGGCCUCUCCUUGAAGGUUCCCUUUACGCGCGAGAGUUCUUCAAAGCGCGACCCAGUGACAUCCUCAUCUGUAGCUACCCAAAGACAGGUUCUACUUGGCUCAAAUCACUAGCAUUUGCAAUCGCCAAUCGAUCACGCUUGGAGGAUUCCACAAACCCUCUCUUAAAACAUAACCCUCAUGAGCUUAUUCCUUUCAUUGAGAUCGAGUUCCCUUAUUACCCUCAUAUUGAUUUACUCAAAGACGAAGGGAACACUCUGUUUUCAACUCAUAUGCCACAUGAGUUAUUACCCGACUCGGUUGUGAAAUCGGGUUGUAAGAUGGUUUAUAUCUGGAGAGACCCAAAGGACACUUUCAUCUCCUUUUGGAGUUUCAUCCAAAAGCACAGGUCAGAGCAUGGCCCGCUCAAUGGUCUUGAGGAGUGUUUUGAUAUGUUUUGUAAAGGUUUUUCUCCAAACGGUCCUUAUCUUGAUCAUGUCUUGGCAUAUUGGAAAGCUCACCAAGCGAAUCCAAAUCAGAUUUUGUUCCUUAACUAUGAGACUUUGAGUGCUGAUCCUUUGCCUUAUGUGAAGAUAUUGGCUGAGUUCAUGGGUUAUGGGUUUACAGCUGAGGAAGAGAAGAAUGAGGUUGUUGAGAAAGUUGUGAAUCUUUGCAACUUCGAGACGUUGAAAAAUCUUGAAGCUAACAAAGGAGAUAAAGUGAGAGAAGAUCAUCUUUCUGUUUUUGCAAACAGCGCGUAUUUCAGGAAAGGAAAGACCGGAGAUUGGGAAAAUUAUCUGACUCCAGAGAUGGCAGCUCGUAUGGAUGUAAUAAUGGAAGAGAAGUUCAAGGGUACUGGGUUGCUUGAAAAUGGUGAAUGAGGUAGUCCUUGUUCGGGGGAAGCGACUGAUCCUCGUAUGCUUGUUUAAAGCAUAAAUUUAAGAAUCACUUUAAUUAUAUAUGUACUACUUUACAUGUUGGAUAAAUAAAACUUGUUUCUGUUUCAUGUCAAUGUAUUGUGUAAGAAAAAUAAAGGAAUUGGCUUUGGGGAAAAU
This is a messenger RNA of Eruca vesicaria subsp. sativa (arugula), 1255 nucleotides long. NCBI's taxonomy places the organism in Eukaryota, Viridiplantae, Streptophyta, Magnoliopsida, Brassicales, Brassicaceae. The record is from the annotation of a GenBank genome assembly.